AAAUUGCGGGAACUUGUUGAGUGCGAAAGCGGAGCGCGACUUUACGAAAUGCAAAUAUGACCACGACUCGCAGCCAUGUUUGCAUGCAAAACAAAUACGAUCGGGUGGUCCUGCUGGUGGAUAUGGACUGCUUCUUCUGCCAGGUGGAGGAGAAGCAGCAGCCCGAAUACCGCAACAGACCCCUGGCCGUAGUGCAAUACAAUAAAUGGCGCGGAGGCGGCAUCAUCGCAGUCAACUAUGCAGCGCGGGCCAAAGGAGUGACCCGGCACAUGCGUGGCGACGAGGCCAAAGAUCUGUGCCCCGACAUCGUGCUCUGUCAAGUGCCGAACAUCCGGGAAAAGGCGGAUACGAGCAAAUAUCGCGAUGCUGGCAAAGAAGUAGCUAAUGUUCUUCAGCGCUUCACGCAGCUCCUGGAGCGUGCCUCUGUGGAUGAGGCGUACCUGGACAUCACGGAUACUGUGAAUCUCCGCAUGAAGCAGUUGCAAAUUGGCGCCUUUGCCUUGAAGCCGCAGGAGCUGGUUAACACCUUUGCCGUUGGCUAUGCGAAUAUUGGGGACUAUGUCAACAAGAUAACGAAUCUAUUUGCCAAUCCCUACAUUAAUGAUGAACGUUUCCAACUUUCCUACGAUCAGAACGAUUUGCCCGCCGUCCGCCAGAGCGAUAUUCGUCUCCUUAUCGGAGCGUCCAUAGCUGGGGAGGUGCGUGCAGCAGUCAAGAAGGACACUGGCUAUGAUUGCUCUGCUGGAAUAGCCCACAACAAGAUCCUAGCCAAGCUGGCCGCCGGCUUGAACAAGCCAAAUAAACAGACCAUUCUACCGCUGGCGGAAAUCCCUGGGCUGUUCGAUUCGUUGCCAGUAGGAAAGAUCAAGGGUCUGGGCGGAAAGUUUGGCGAGGUGGUGUGCGAGACUUUGGGCAUCAAAUUUCUAGGACAAUUGGUUAAAUACACCGAGGGAGAGCUUCAGCGAAAGUUUGAUGAGAAGAAUGGCACCUGGUUGUUCUACAUGUCUCGCGGAAUCGAUCUCGAGGCGGUGACUCCUCGCUUCUACUCCAAGAGCAUUGGCUGCUGCAAGAAGUUUCCCGGACGUAACAAUAUCACUGGCUUGAAAUCUCUGCAGCAUUGGCUGGGAGAGCUUUCCAUCGAGAUCAAUGAUAGGCUGGAGAAGGAUUUCAUCGAAAAUAACCGGAAGGCCAAGCAGAUGGUGGUCCAGUAUGUCCAGGACAUUGAUGGAGAAGAGGUAACCAGCUCUCGGUCCACCUCAAUUAAUCACUACGAUCAGGAAACGCUGGCAAAGCUUGCUCUAGACCUGAUCAAAUCCAAUACUAAAACGUUCCUACGACCUGGAAGCGAUGCGGCUCUAAACAAUUCGGUCAAGUUUCUAGGAAUCAGCGUGGGAAAGUUCGAGACCAUUUCAAAUGCUCAAAACAGCCUACAAAAUAUGUUCGCCAAUCAGGCGGCGAAAAACAGGCGAAUGAGUGGGGAGGAAGCUGUGCAGCAGCCGAAAGUCCAUGCUGAAGUCAAGUCCAAGCAGACGGAAGACUCAAAAAUGAAGAGUUUCUUCGCCAACUAUCUGCAAGGAGCCAAAAAAGAGGAGAAGAAGACCUCUGACCCUGCUCCUGCGGAGGAUACGCCUACAGUAGCAGAAGGAGCUCCGCCCAAAAAGAGUUUUUUUGAAGAGUAUAAGCAAAAACUUAAAGCCGUUUCAGAAACGGAAGCAGCUGCUGUAGGUUCCAUGCAAACCUCCACACCGCCAGCAUUGAAAGGCAGUUUUUUUGCCAACUACUUAAAGCAACAGAAUGCGGCUAAGGAGCAGCACAUCGAGUCGGCGGCCGAAGGUCAAGAGGAUGAGGAACAGACUCAGAAACAGGAGGUCGAGGCGACAGCCGAUAAUGCCUCAGAUAUGCAGGGACUGGCCGAAGAACUAGAUGCAAUUGAGGCAAGCAAUUCCAAGGAUUUCGAUGAUGACACCCUCGAAGAUGAUACCCUCACAUCAAGGGCCAACACAAUCGUGCCCCCGGAGGAACCACCCUCAACAUUUCAGCCACUCACGGAAGAAGAACUCAAACCAUCCACAUCCAAGCGUAAAUUUGAUCAGCUCAACAACAGCUCCUCAAGCAGCUACAAAGAAAGUUAUGCCGAGUACGCCGUGCCCGAGAUACGACCAGAUCUCCUGCCCAUGGUCAAGUGCGAUCAGUGUGGAGCGAAAAUUCCCGACGAUGUCAAGGUCUUGCAGACGCAUCGCGAUCAUCACUUUGCCCAGGAGUUGAGUCGCCAAAUGAGGACCGAGCAGCGCGAGAAGAGACAAAAAAGCCCAAAGAAUAUAUCCCCCAAGCCGACACCGCCGAAAAAGCAAAAGAAGUCUGCUGGAUCAGCUAGCGGAGGCUCCUCGUCUUCCUCCACUGCUCCUGCCAAUAGCAUAGCCAAGUUCUUCAAUACCAAGCCCCCUGCAGAGCCGCCUUCGAGCAACUUUCCCACUCAACAGUGCUCCGAGUGCAAGGCCUACAUCAAGAGCGUCGAUAUGCCCGAGCACUUGGACUACCACAUGGCCAAGAGUCUCCAGCGUGAGCUCAACCAGCAGGAUCUGCGUAGUCGAGCGGCUGCCCGCAGCAAGGAGACCACCUCUCCGGGCGAGGCCAAGAAGCAGAAGCAAAAGCAAAAGCAGCUGAAUGCUACCAUAGCCAACACAUCCGUCAGGGGCAACAAGCCAAUUACCCAGUUUUUUACACAAACCAAUUAAUUGUUCAGUUUAAACCUUAAAAUGAUGAAUUAUGAAUUCCAAAUCAAACCAUGAGUAUACGAUAUUAGCGUAAGAUAGCGCCUAAGAAUGGACCACGUGCAGCUUCAGUUUGUUUCUUUUUUUUUUUUGUUACACCAAGUAUUAUUUUCAUAUUGAGAAUCUAGAGGACAAUUUGAGCUAUGAAUUUUUUGUUAUUUGUAUUUUUUUUUUGUUCUAGCCUUAGCGUUAGGUUUAAGAAUAGAAUCCAAUGUUGACCAUUAAUAUCUGCAAUAAAUAAAUCGAUUGAGUUUCUUUCCUGCAAA
This is a messenger RNA of Drosophila persimilis, 3037 nucleotides long. It is a transcript of the gene DNApol-eta, whose product is annotated as DNA polymerase eta. Gene Ontology annotation, cellular component: nucleus; site of double-strand break; replication fork. Gene Ontology annotation, molecular function: DNA-directed DNA polymerase activity; damaged DNA binding. Lineage: Eukaryota; Metazoa; Arthropoda; Insecta; Diptera; Drosophilidae. The record is from RefSeq and is a predicted model, not a curated record. Bases 57 to 2735 code for a protein of 892 amino acids. The transcript is spliced from 3 exons. Gene Ontology annotation, biological process: response to radiation; error-prone translesion synthesis.